Messenger RNA from Scatophagus argus, 2588 nucleotides. RefSeq names its product Ras association domain family member 8b (gene rassf8b). Bases 528 to 1850 code for a protein of 440 amino acids. Gene Ontology annotation, biological process: signal transduction. The record is from RefSeq and is a predicted model, not a curated record. NCBI's taxonomy places the organism in Eukaryota, Metazoa, Chordata, Actinopteri, Scatophagidae. The transcript has 9 exons.
UUCAGCACACCAAAACAAAAACCCCUUCGAUGAGACUGCAAACCGCAUCACAGCUGAGUGGAUCUCGGGGUCCAUUUACGUCGCCAAGUGCAUUGCAGCUUUAACCGGUCCAUCAUGCCUUGCGGUGUCCCAGUUCAGUACCGAUGUGAUUCACAACAAGCUCUGUGGUCUUCCUCAGUGUCGGGCAGAGCGGUAGGCGAACAGAGCAGAGCCGCAUGUUGGAAAGCCAUACGUCGGAUGUCCAGUUAGCGGACGGACGCGUGUUUACAUCCACGCGGGGGUCUGUAGAGGCGGGCGUGUGCGCAACUCUGCUGCAGGAGGCAGCGCGGAAUUAACAGGAAUCUCCCGCAAGUGGCCCGCAUAGCAUGCAGGUUAAAGUAUACCGGAUUUCAUCCCGAGGAGAGACACAGCACAACAGGAGAGUUAUUUUGAAAUGCUCUGACACACAGUGAUCUGCUGCUGAAAAUAGGAUGGGCAGGAAACAUUAAUAGCUCCCCCUUGUGGUGUGGAGGAAUGAGGGCCUCUGGAUGAAGGCCAUGGAGCUGAAAGUCUGGGUGGAUGGAGUGCAGCGCAUUGUGUGCGGGGUCACGGAGUUCACCACAUGCCAGGAAGUGGUCAUUGCUUUAGCACAAGCCAUUGGACGCACUGGCAGGUACACUUUGAUCGAGAAAUGGCGUGAGACAGAACGACACCUGGCUCCGCAUGAGAACCCUGUGGUGUCCCUCAACAAGUGGGGUCAGUAUGCCAGUGAUGUCCAGCUCAUUCUUCAACGAACCGGCCCGUCCAUUAGCGAGCGGCCCACCUCUGAUGGACGGGCUCGCGUCCCAGAGCGCAGCUUCUACCGACAGAGCCUGCCACCUCUGGCCAAGCUCCGUCCGCCAGGGACAGACCGCUCGCUCAAAAGAAGGGAACCCAAGCGAAAGUCUCUGACCUUCACCGGAGGGGCUAAGGGUCUACGGGACAUAUUUGGGAAGAGCAGAGAUGCUGAAGCCAAACAACCCCAGCAGCAGGGUGUGAGCCUGAACUUGCGCAGGGUUGGAGGUGUUGGAGUUGCAUCUGUACCUGGGAGUCCAGCCAAAGAGCUGAGCCGGCUGGUGCAGCUGCAGAGAGACAAACUCCAGGCCCUGGAGAGCCGUCUGCUGGGCUGCGAGGCCGAGAUGCGAGAUUGGGAGGAGUCUGCUGGCGAGACCAAUGAACAGGGAGGAAACCUGGAGGAAGAGCUGCUGCUUUUAGAGCAGCAGGUGAGGAGGAACGAUGCAGAGAUAGAGGAUGAGGAAUUCUGGCAGAACGAGCUGCAGAUCGAGCAGGAGAGCGAGCGACAACUCCGGCAACAACUAGCUGAGCUGCAGGGUGGCGUGCGCGACUGUGAGGCCAAGCUUUCAGAGUACUUAGCACGCAUACAGAGCAUGGAGGCAGGCCUGGAGCAGGAGCGGCUACAGCAGGAGGCCGAGCUCCACCAGAAGGUCAAUGAGGAGGAGGUGCAAGUACAGCUGGAGAAAGUGAGGGCUGAGCUGGAAAUGCAGAGCCAACACACAGCACGGCUGGAGAACAGCUGCAGGGCGUUGGAACGCUCACUUGGCCAGUCCAGCAAGAAAUUACAGGAAAAGGAGCAGGAGCUGGAACAGCUGACAAAAGAACUGCGACAGGUCAACCUGCAGCAGUUCAUUCAGCAGACUGGUACCAAGGUCACCGUGCUGCCUGCUCAACCUGCAGGAGAAAACAACAGCAGCAACGAAGUUCAGUCUGGCUCCCUGAAAAGACCUUUCUCUUCCCGCCUCUUACCCAGCGACCUUCGCACUCUUCAAAGUACCGUCUCCUCCAGCCUCAACCCAGAGGGCAUCUAUGUCUGACUCCAGACUGUGGCCUGGAGAUAUUAUCUGAGCAGCAGGGAGGUCUAAUAUUACCUGAACUGUUCCUAAGAUUGAAAUACCCACAAACAGCCCCUCCAAACUGCUGGCAUGCUCAUGAGUGAGACAAAAUGCAAACAAUACAUGGAUGGAGGAUGACUGGGAAGCCUCAAAAAACAAAUAAAAGAAGACUUUUUGUUUUGCAUCUUUCCAGGCCUGCUUCCUCUUCCAUCUCACAUGUGCAAAUUAACAUUUAAUCAACUGUCUGGGUGAGUGAAGAUUCCUCUUAAGUCUACAAAAGCCCAGUUUUCUCUGAAAUAAAAAAAAAACAAAUCUACAAACCAGCAGAUGUAUUUUUGUUGAGUGAGGACACACAAACAGUGCAGAUAAACGUUUAUGUUUUUAUGUUGUAAAUAAUGAACUGGAGAGAAUUUCAUAAUGCAAAAGUUGGACACAUGUAAGCAUACUUCAUGCUCAAGCGUGCACAAGCACCAACACCACACCUGUGCUAUGAACACAGCCAUAUCUGAUUGCCUUACUCUGAUUGUCUAAUGUUAAAACAGAACUCAAGGUAGCUACUGAACUAUGCGCCAUAUAAGUAAAGAAAACACCAAUUCAGGUGAUACCUAGUUAUGGUAACUGAUGUCAAUGUAAGUCAACAUCGGCGCCUUUUUCUUUGUCAUUAGUUUGAGGGUUUAGUAUUGAUAUUAACUGGAAAUAAAUUCACAUUUCCUGUGUUUG